Messenger RNA from Durio zibethinus, 974 nucleotides. RefSeq lists its product as uncharacterized. Gene Ontology annotation, cellular component: endoplasmic reticulum membrane. The record is from RefSeq and is a predicted model, not a curated record. Lineage: Eukaryota; Viridiplantae; Streptophyta; Magnoliopsida; Malvales; Malvaceae.
CAUCAGCGAAAAUGCUGCCACAAGGAACCUUCCUGGGUUCCUUCACCUUUUUAUAUGUUAUCAGGCAGAUUCGAACCUUGCCUAUUUUAUACAACGACAACAAGCCAGGGAUAACCAUAAAACAUGCGGAAAGCGCAGAGAGAGUGAGGUUUGAAUAGGUAAAACCCAAACACACCACCAACAAAGGUAACAUCAUCGUACAUCUGUCGCCAUUAUCAAUCCUUGAAUCAACAUCCGUUUGUUUAAUUAAAAAAAAAAAAAAAACCCAGAGUUUUAAUAAUAAGGGAACAGAAGAAGAGAAAAACAAAAGUAAAAGAUGUACGUGAGAGCUGUGCCACCAACAGAUCUGAACAAGAACACAGAGUGGUUCACGUAUCCAGGAGUUUGGACCACUUAUAUCUUGAUCGUUUUCUUUUCAUGGCUCAUCGUUUUGUCUCUCUUUGGUUCCUCUCCUGGAACUGCUUGGACCGUUGUUCAUCUCUCCCAUUUCUUUGUUACGUAUCUCUUCUUUCACUGGAAAAAGGGAACACCAUUCGCUGAUGACCAAGGUAUCUACAAUGGAUUGACUUGGUGGGAGCAAAUAGACAAUGGCAAGCAACUCACUCGAAAUAGGAAGUUCUUGACUGUUGUACCUGUUGUGCUGUAUCUGAUCGCCUCACACACAACAGAUUAUCAAAACCCGAUGCUUUUCUUCAACACCCUGGCUGUUUUCGUUCUGGUGGUUGCAAAGUUCCCUAACAUGCACAAGGUCCGUAUAUUUGGAAUCAAUGCUGAUCAUUGAUCUGCGAAGGAAUCCAUGUCUUGUUUCUCUAGUACUAGGCUUCAUUAUUUUGUCAUUCCAAAGUAUAAUUGUAAUAUCCCUGUACAGGAAACUGAAAAGGGCAUUCUUGUUUCUCUUUAACGAAGUGAAUACGUAUACCUCCCUUUAUGGGAGGGAAAAAUACAUUCAUAGAGAGUAAUUUCUCACUUUGCAA